This is a messenger RNA of Penicillium samsonianum, 978 nucleotides long. Its product is annotated as C2H2-type zinc finger protein. The record is from RefSeq and is a predicted model, not a curated record. Bases 1 to 978 code for a protein of 325 amino acids. Gene Ontology annotation, biological process: regulation of transcription by RNA polymerase II. Gene Ontology annotation, molecular function: DNA-binding transcription factor activity, RNA polymerase II-specific; RNA polymerase II cis-regulatory region sequence-specific DNA binding. The transcript has a single exon. Gene Ontology annotation, cellular component: chromatin. Lineage: Eukaryota; Fungi; Ascomycota; Eurotiomycetes; Eurotiales; Aspergillaceae.
AUGCCGCCGACUCCAGCUACCACUCCUCUCCAUCAUAUGGACUCACACGUCCUUCCAAGCUGGCCCGACCCUGGCCCCAGCAUAUGGAGGGAUAUUCGCAUUGAUGCUACAUCUCUGCAACGUGAAUACUGGGCAGAGCAUGAGGUCAUCCAAUUCUACUACUGUCCCCCGGUUUUCAAAUAUCAUACACGGAUGCCGCCAAGGGACCAUGCCAUUCCCAGCCUCCAUCACUCUCAUGAAGCAGACUAUCCGCUUGAGGCGGCCUCCGUACUUUGUAUGCCACCACUGAGACUGUGUCUGAUGAGACGAAUUGAGUCGGAGCCAAUGUCCAAUACAGUUGAACGGACGCCAGGGACUGAUUUUUCGACAAUGCAGACUAUCAACCCUGCUCUGGUCUUUCCAAAUGCUUCGAAAUCUAUUCCCGAGUCCUUCAGUUGUACAGGAAUUCCUGUCGCGGCUGCUGAAGUCUGCCCCAUCACCUCUGAUACUGGUAUCUCCUCUACUCGAUUACUUGACCCGCCACAAGAGAAUGCCGAAAUAGUUCAUGAUACCGAUGUUUGUAUGAACGACCCGUCACUGCUUGACUGUCACGUCCUUCGCAAACAGCCUGGUCGUGACUUGGAUGUGGAGGACCCGGAAUUUGAUAUGCACAAGCGAAAACUCAAUUGCCCAAUCAUUGGCUGCAGAAAGGGUUUCAAGCGUCAGGACCACCUCGAGCGUCAUACAAGAAGCCACUCGAAGGAAAAGCCCCAUGUCUGUUGGGUGCCUGGAUGCCACCGAGCCUUUUCACGCCGUGACAACCUCAAGGUCCAUUGUACGAAGACACAUACGACACACGGUGGUCGUAACCGCUAUGUUGCUACCCUUGACCAGACGAGCCCCUACUAUGAUCCAGGGUUUCGAGGACAGCUAUCAUUUGAUGGAUUCCCGCUCAGGUUUCCAGCACCUAGUAGUCCCGUUCCUGAAUUUAAGCCUUAG